Messenger RNA from Necator americanus (New World hookworm), 1848 nucleotides. RefSeq lists its product as uncharacterized. Lineage: Eukaryota; Metazoa; Nematoda; Chromadorea; Rhabditida; Ancylostomatidae. The transcript is spliced from 4 exons. The coding region runs from base 1 to 1848 and encodes 615 amino acids. The record is from RefSeq and is a predicted model, not a curated record.
AUGAGGGCGUGGACAACAGAUCUCAAUUAUCGAACGAAUUCGAUGAUCUCCGGCAUAGAAGAUGAACGUUUCAAUAAAAUCGAUGAGGAACAUUCCAAGAAGCCAAUCAAUCCUAUGUUUAUUAAGACGUUAAAUACGGUUUUAAUGAAAUUUCUACGUGACGUUGCUACUGUAGUUCGUGAAUCUCCUGUGGAUGCAGACCAGAUGGAACAGGCUGACGUCUCUCAACUCCUGGCAAAAUCAUUAUCCGGAAUGAUUCUUACGGGAUCAACCCGCCAUGGUCAGCCGCAACGUCGUUUACCUCCGAAGGUUCCUCCCUCACACGUUGUCCCACUGGAAACCGCGUUUUCACUCGGAAACAGUCAUCACAACGGAAUCGAACAAGGUUUGACGUACUGGAACGGCGAUGGGAGAAAAAAUCAGCUCGAGGAGAAAGGGAAAGAUUCGAAUCUCACUAAAAAUAACACUUUUUUGCCGUCAACCGGAUCAUUUCCGGAAGAACCUUCCUCGAAGGUCCCAACAGCUAAAAUCCCUACUCAGACUGGAAUUAAUCGAGAAGUAAUCAACUUGAAUCGACGACCUGUCCCGUUGAAAACAACAAUAACAAAUAACCGUCAACCGUCACCAAUGGGACGUAGACGCCCACUGAAUCAUUUUCGACGACGCCCUCUACAAAGAUUCAAUGGAUAUUCAACAAGUUAUCGCGGAUCUCGUCUAAAUCGUAAACCACUGAGAUCACAUUUCAAUCCCAACGCUGUUACUACCAUGAAUAAGAGCAUAUUCUCCGGAAAUAGGAUGAACCGCAAAGAAAAUCUCCCACAGUACCGUUCUACAGGAAGAGAAAAAAUAUCCAAGGCGAUUCCAAGCAAAAAAGAUCACAUUGUAAAGAUGUUCUCAUCCGAUGACUUGACGCAGACAAUUUCUCAGCAAGAGAAAAGAAUUCUUCCAGACAGGAAACUCACAUCCAAGACUGGAAUGGUUCCGUCACGGAACAAUCCCUCCGGUUAUAAAGCGCGCCCGAACAUGAGACCUAAACAGGAGCUAAGAAGGAAUCCGACAGUCUCGUACCGUAAAAACCGUAACUUCAGUCCAAUUACACAGACAUUUCACCGACAGGCUACGGUAAAUCCCAGACCCACCUGGACACCAUCCACAACCUCGAAAAGAUAUCCGACCGGGCAUAGUAAUCGACCGCUUGAAACUGUUCAACAGUUCCGAUCUACAAGUUCCUCGUCCCCGCAUCACUCACCAAGUCCUCCUCUCCCACAAAAACUUACGGUGGAGAACCAAACUACUCCAAAAGCUGUUCCUCCGGGUUCGCCAGCUUCUCCAGUGAAGAAUCCUCGACCUUCAAAUCGAAGCCAGGAUGAAUUAUCCCCAAGACAAGCGAUCCUGAAUGAUAUGAUCUUUGAUCUCUUCACCAAAUUUGGAGUAAAAUCAUUCCUAAUGAAAACCGAUGAAGGGACAUUAAAAGGGGAUACAGAUCCUAAACAUACGCAAUUUGUUCCCCUGGCAUUGUUCCAAUUCCCUCAACAGAAAAUCCAUGACAAACAGACAUUUCUCACUCCUCAGUCCUCGCCUCGGAUACCAACCAGAAAUUUACACGGACCCGGAGGGAAUGACCUACGAGUAGCAGUAAGUGAAGCUCACCGUAAUACUGUAUCACCACCGACGACGAGGACCACACCCAGCAUGAAACGUUUUUGGACGGCAGCCAUCGAUGAGAGCGUACCGGAUCAGAAUCCACUAUUCUUCCGGAAUAGUGUUGGAACGUUAAUCCCGUGGAAACGUACUUUCGGUGUUACGAGGAAGCAACUUCGGGCACUUUUGAGAACAUAUCGGCAAUAA